ACCCUAUAAUCUCCCGUAUAAAACGCUGCCCAACGUUCAGACCAACCAUUAACCAAAAAGACGAGACCAAAGCUUUCUGUGAGACCAGCGGUAGAACCAGCCCACGCCAGCCUAGUCAUGCCGCCCGUCGCUGUUGAACCAUUUCAGCAUUAUGAUGAUGAUUUCCUGUCGUCUCUGCGCUUUUAUAACUACUGCCAUGGAUCGUUCCGAGCCAUGCUAUACAUGGGGCAAACGUUGUCGGAGCCGGUCACAGCCAAGGAGACGAGUAGUGCAGCCAACAGUGUGGUGAUGGUGGGGUCAUCAUGCAUGCAGGGAUGGAGGAUAAACAUGGAGGACGCACACACGCACAUCCUCUCACUUCCCGAGGACAAAGACGCUGCUUUCUUCGCUGUUUACGACGGACAUGGAGGGGCCAAAGUAGCACAGUAUGCUGGAUCACAUCUGCACAAGAAGAUUGUCAAGCAUCCAUCAUACAAAGUAGGUAAAGUAGAAGAUGCCAUGAGAGGAGGCUUCCUUGAGGUGGACACAGAUAUGAGAAAUGACGAGUCGAUGAGGGAUGAACUAGCAGGGUCAACUGCAGUCACAGUUUUACUGAAGAAUAACAAAAUCUAUUGUGGUAAUGUCGGAGACUCCAGAUCGAUAGCGAGUGUGCACGGGAAGGUCCAACAGCUGUCCUUCGACCACAAACCCAGUAAUGAGGGGGAGACCAAGAGAAUCAUCGCUGCGGGGGGAUGGGUGGAGUUCAACAGGGUCAAUGGUAACCUGGCCCUGUCCAGAGCUCUGGGGGAUUUCGUUUUCAAGCAGAAUGACAAGAAGAAAGCAGAGGAACAGAUAGUUACUGCGUACCCAGAUGUGGUUGUGGAGGACCUGACAGCAGAGCAUGAGUUCCUGGUGCUGGCGUGUGACGGGAUCUGGGAUGUCAUGUCCAACCAGGAGGUGGUGGACUUCAUCAGGACCAGAAUAGCCCAGAAAAUGGAGCCACCUGAGAUUUGUGAAGAACUGAUCAACAGAUGUUUGGCACCAGACUGCCAGAUGGGGGGCCUGGGCUGUGACAACAUGACUGUCAUCAUCGUUACUCUGCUGCAAGGAAAGUCGUACGAUGAACUAGCCGAGAAGUGUGCCUUGCCCAGUAUGGCAGUUCCGUCCAGUCCAGAAAACGGCGCGGGAUUUUCGGACCUCAGAUAGAAGACCUAGAUAGGCGCUGUAGAUAGAGAUCGGAUCAUUUGUUCGGCAACCGCCUGACAUCACUUACAUGUACGAGAAAAUUCUCUUUUCUCUCAGAUUUGUUGGUACAUUGAACUUGUGGGUGCUAAGCCUCACCACCUAAGAUGAUAAUGGGGGUUACUUACAACCAUCAGGAAGGAUUGUGGCAUAGACUUUAUGAAGGUAACCGUAUAAUCACACGUGUGUGUUGGGCUCCGAGAUUUGAUGCAUUGUAUGGUUCCAGGGAUAACUGUUAGGGAGUUGACACAACAGGAUGUUGGUUGCCCUGCACUAGCGACCUCUGUACAUAAGUUUAUACCCAUAUUAGGAAAAGGAGACCAAAGAUUUUGGGAUGGAGUCAGCCAAUCGGUGCCUGUUAUGGUGUGAUGGGAUAGGCAAUGUAAAGGCAGCCAUCACUAUGGUAACCAUUACUAUGGUAACCAUCACUAUGGUUUCAACAGGUAGAAUGACCAAUUUGUGCUGGUCACAAAACUGCAACUAGGGAAGUUCCUACCACCGAGGGGUUUCAUUGUGUUCAAAAUGAUGUUUUGUACUUGUUCGACACAGAGUUUCUCUGCAAUGUAAAGUAGUGUUGCAUUCCAUUGUAAAAAUAGAUGCUUGGUUAUAUGCUGAUGUAGAAAUGAACUUAAAGCACCAUGACUUGCAAGGCCUCUUUGGAUAUUUUGAAAUCAAUGUUGGUGGUAGAAUGAAUGUAGUUAACUGUAUGACUGAAAUGAUGGAUUGUGAGGACAGUGGACAGAAACAGUGCAAAUGAACACCUUCAAAGUCUACAUUACAUGCCACAUGUCCAUUUGUGAUGUAGAUAUUAUAGAUAGUACUGGUGAAGAGGGUAGUUUCAAAUCGGAAAGCAUACACUAAGGAUGCUUUCCUCGUAACUGGUAUUAAGAAAUUCCAGGUUUUGAGUCCAAGUUUUUUUUCAUAGCCUCAAGUUCAAGCCUCUGGGGUUUUAACAACCUCAGAGUAAAACUAAAAGAGAAAUGACUUUAACAGGUUGUCAGUCUUCCAACCAUUUUCCUCAUAUGUGAAACCUUUACUUGAAGCACACUGUUGUGAGCAUGUAACAUGCUGGUAAUGCAAUGAGCCAUGGAUGUAUUUUUGCUUGCAGAAGUAUACCAGGCAGUCAUCAGCCAUAACUGCUAAUUGUGCCCUCUACCAAUUGACUUCUGUACUGCAGCAAAAGGCAACUUACUAAGAUUUCUGAUCUCCAAAACCAUGAGUUACACAUUUGUGCUGUCAAUAGUUUGUUGUACAAGCUCCAUUUAUGCUGUGAUAUCUGAAUUUGUUGUGGAGCAAAAAAAAAUUCUAUGAUAGAAGAUUGUUGUUGUUUACUUGUAACCAAGAUUCUGUCUCAACUUUCAAGUUGCAAAUUUAGCUAUCAUUUAAAUCAUUCUGUUCUGUUAAUAUGUGUAUUAAUCCUGCUAUGGCAAAGGUGUUUUGUUUUAUGAAGGCUUUUCUUGCAACUGUCAGAUAAGUCUUGACUUCAAAUUCCAGAGUUUUAGGUGGAAAUUUUCCUGUACUGUUGUAGAGAAAUAAAUCUAUGAAAUCUCCA
Messenger RNA from Branchiostoma floridae (Florida lancelet), 2773 nucleotides. Its product is annotated as probable protein phosphatase 2C T23F11.1. NCBI's taxonomy places the organism in Eukaryota, Metazoa, Chordata, Leptocardii, Amphioxiformes, Branchiostomatidae. Gene Ontology annotation, biological process: protein dephosphorylation. Gene Ontology annotation, molecular function: protein serine/threonine phosphatase activity; cation binding. The record is from RefSeq and is a predicted model, not a curated record. The transcript has 9 exons. Bases 118 to 1185 code for a protein of 355 amino acids.